AUGUUUAAUGAUAUUGAAAGUGGAUUAUACGAUAUGCUUAUUAUACUAGACGAGAUUCUGGACAGAACGAUACUUCGCAAAGGACUUCCUUCUGCCCAUAUGGUCUAUGGAAUUCCGCUAACGGUACAUGCCACAGAACAAAAGAUGUUUCUAAUAAUGAAAAAUAUACUCUGCUAUGCGAAAAUCAGGGAGGACAUCGCUAUUGAUGAUUUUAUUACUUUGGGUAUUAGAUUCUUCACUGGACAAGGACUAGAAAUCUAUUAUAGAGACAUUCAACAAUGUCCUACUUUUAACGAUUUUAGAGUACUAAUUCGUGCUAAAUGUGCACGCGGGGUGCCGUGA
Zophobas morio is the source of this 342-nucleotide messenger RNA. Its product is annotated as terpene synthase-like. Bases 1 to 342 code for a protein of 113 amino acids. The transcript is spliced from 4 exons. The record is from RefSeq and is a predicted model, not a curated record. Lineage: Eukaryota; Metazoa; Arthropoda; Insecta; Coleoptera; Tenebrionidae.